UGUCUAUAUUGUGAAGCGUUCAGCUCUGGCUGUGUACUGCAGGACACUGACCUGUCUGCAUUUGAAACACAGCUCUCAUCCACUUCACCCCGAGUCCUUAUCCUGCAAAGAUGAGAGCAGUUCGGUGGCUGUUGACUUUGGGCCUGCUGCUCCCUCUGCUAUCCGCCUCGCUGGCCACCCACAACAUCUGCACUGCCAAGCCCAAAGAUCUGCCCCUGGAGCCUCGCUGCAUCUACCGUAACCCCAGCCCUGAGGAGGAGGAACCCACACAGCAAACGGAUGCAGUCCCUGAGUCCACCAACCCUCGAGUAUGGGAGCUGUCCAGGGCCAACAGCCGCUUUGCCCUGUCCUUCUACAAGCAGCUGGCCCAGAGCAAACCCAGCGAUGAAAACAUCUUCAUGUCUCCCAUCAGUAUCUCCACAGCAUUCGCUAUGACCAAGCUGGGGGCCUGCAAUGAAACCCUGAGGCAGAUCAUGAAUGUGUUUGAGUUUGACACUAUAAAAGAGAAAACUUCAGAUCAGAUCCAUUUCUUUUUUGCCAAACUCAACUGUCGCCUGUACCGUAAAAAGGACAAAACUACAGAACUGGUCUCUGCCAACAGACUUUUUGGAGAGAAGUCCCUGGUUUUCAACGAGACCUAUCAGAACAUCAGUGAGGUGGUGUAUGGGGCCAAGCUACUGCCUCUCAACUUCAAGGAGAAACCUGAGCUGGCCCGGGUUACCAUAAACAGCUGGAUCUCCAACAAGACAGAGAACCGGAUCCAGGACACCCUGCCAAAUGGAACACUGGACUCUAACACUGUUUUGGUUCUGGUCAACACUAUCUACUUUAAGGGUGAGUGGAAGAGCAAGUUUGACAAAGACCAUGUCUUCAAGUCAGACUUCUUCGUCAGUGAGACAGAGAGCUGCCAGGUUUCCAUGAUGUACCAGGAAACAAAGUUCCGCUACGGAAACUACCAUCAGGACCAUGUUCAGGUUCUGGAGCUGCCGUACCGAGGAGACGACAUCACCAUGGUGAUCAUACUGCCUGGGAAAGACACAUCUCUUGCUCAGGUUGAGGAGAGCCUGGACCUGAGCAAACUGAGUGGUUGGCUGGAGGACCUGAGAGAGACCACGGUGUCCGUCCAGAUCCCACGAUUCAGAGUGGAGGACAGCUUCAGUCUGAAGGAGAAGCUGCAGGCCAUGGGGCUGAGUGACCUGUUUGACCCGCAGAGGGCCAGCCUACCAGGUAUGCUGGAAGAUGAUAGCAACACGCUGUGCAUCUCUGAUGCCUUCCACAAAGCCUUCCUAGAGGUAAAUGAGGAGGGCAGCGAGGCAGCAGCAGCCACAGCUGUGGUGGCCAUUGGACGCUCCAUCAACUUCAACAGGGAGGUGUUUGUAGCCAACCGGCCCUUCCUGCUUCUCAUCAGAGAGUCCACCAUCAACACCUUGGUGUUCACCGGCCGUCUGGCAAACCCCUGUAGCGCCAUCUAGUGGUCCAAGUGAUCUGCCACACAAACAUGUUAACGUGUACACACACACACACACACACACACACAUGCACACGUGUAUAUAUAUAUAUAUGUAUAUAUAUAUGCAGCUGAUGAGUGCAUUGAGCAUGAAACAAGCUUGUUCUGCGAUUUCACAACUUUGAGCAAUAAUUAUAUAUAUACAACACACACACACACACCGCAUAUGCUAAGCUAAAUAAACCGUCUAGGAAAGAGUUA
Lampris incognitus (smalleye Pacific opah) is the source of this 1708-nucleotide messenger RNA. RefSeq names its product serpin peptidase inhibitor, clade C (antithrombin), member 1 (gene serpinc1). Gene Ontology annotation, molecular function: serine-type endopeptidase inhibitor activity. The record is from RefSeq and is a predicted model, not a curated record. NCBI's taxonomy places the organism in Eukaryota, Metazoa, Chordata, Actinopteri, Lampriformes, Lampridae. The coding region runs from base 111 to 1472 and encodes 453 amino acids. The transcript is spliced from 8 exons.